This is a messenger RNA of Verruconis gallopava, 2271 nucleotides long. RefSeq lists its product as uncharacterized. Bases 412 to 831 code for a protein of 139 amino acids. The record is from RefSeq and is a predicted model, not a curated record. The transcript is spliced from 4 exons. Lineage: Eukaryota; Fungi; Ascomycota; Dothideomycetes; Venturiales; Sympoventuriaceae.
AGCUCCGUACCAUCAACAAGAAACACUUGCAAGUGUAACUCCAAUCACCAGCGCGAGAUGGCUCAGCUGUUCCCGCUACGGCUUUAUUCAACUAGGAAUAAUGUCAAAUUCAUCGCAACCAUCUGUUAUACCUCCACCGGAAUCGUUUCUUCCUCCAAGAAAGUCGUCUUCCCGAAGCCCGUCAUCACACUCAUCCGGAUCUAAACAAAAGCGGGAUGCAAAUGUCGCCUCAACUCGGUUCACGGAAGCAACGCAGAGCCGGCUCUUUUUGAUGAGUGUUGGCUUUGUAAUGCCAAUACCCUAUUAGACAACUGUCAUGUUAUUGGACAGAAAGACCGUGGGUAAUUCUUCUUAUACAGGCAGGCCGGUCUCCUUACCUUCGAAUCCCUACCUGAUAUUCAAAACGCCUUGAUGCUCUGUCCAACCUGCAACCGCGAAUUCGACAAUACACAAUGUCCCGGUUUCAUCUUCUUCACUUCGAACCUACAAUUCUUUAUAGACUUUGAGCGGCAGGACUACGAGCGCCGAAGCAACUGGGCGAGAGAUGGCUAUGAUACCCCUACCCGCGCGUGUCCAUCCGCAGAGCAGUACGAAAGCGAUGCCAUUAAGCGCUCUGACGAACAGCAGCCCGCGGAGUCGGAUAAAUUGGCUCCUCGUUUAGCAGAUAUGCACGCUCGCUCGCAACCACCAACUGGCAAGUUUGGUUUCCAUGUCCAGACGUACCAUAGGAAAAUCGCCCAGGCCGUAAACAAAUGGGACGAUUCGUGGUGUGCUAUGUUCUCACGACAUCUCGGAUACGUUAUGGAACUGGCCGAGCGAUAUCUCAAAUGACCCGAGUUUGAGGUGGUAUGCGAGCUCACAUUGACGAACGUCGUGCCUCGCCUCCUUCUCCCACUCCAGGCCGAAGGUAGAGUACUGAAGCCCUCGCUAAUCCACGGUGACUGCUGAGAUGGUAAUUCUGCCAUGGAUGCUAAGACCAGGCAUGCUUUAUCUUUGAUGCCUGCUCAUUCUCUACGGUCACAAUGAGUAUGAUAUAGGAAGCUGGAGAGCACCGAGACAUAGGCUUAACAAAGAAGCUUACAUAAACUUAUAUACACGACAUUUCCCUGUGUCGGAACCUGCGGAAGACUGGGAUGCUCGUAAUUGUCUCUACUCUUUUAUCGGCUCCCAGCAACGUCAAGUGAUCUACGAUGAUAUGACGAACCUCUGCAAGAUGUUCUGCCCGCAGGACUUGGAAGCAGAAAUGCAGAAACUCAGUCAAAAGUCUGAGAGGUUACGUACUCUGGGAAGCCUAUAGCUUCGUUCACGGUCUCAGGGUAGCGUUCGGCAAACUUGUCCCAUUUUCGUCGGUCCUGGAUUUUCCAUAAUUUGAAGUACUCUCCUUUGUUUUUGAUCAAUUCGUCAUGCGUACCUCGCUCAACAAUUUUUCCGUCCUUAAGGAAGAGAAUCACAUCUGCGUUAGUAAUAGUGGACAGUCGAUGAGCUACAACAAACAUCGUUCGUCCGGGUCUAAGGAUGUCAAAAGCUUUCUGGAUCCGUGCCUCGGUCGAAGAGUCCAUGGCACUUGUAGCCUCGUCGAGGAUGACGAUCUUCGGGUCCUUCACUAGCACUCGUGCGAUUGCUAACCGCUGAAGUUCCCCACCUGAGAGUUUCACGCCUCUUUCACCGACUUUAGUGUUGUAGCCGUCAGGGAAUGUCAUGAUAUUGUCAUGUAUCGCGGCUCGUCUGCACGCUUCAAAAAUUUGCUCACAAGGAUCCUGAGGAACAACACCCAGAGCAUCCCGUAGGCUGUCGAGAGUAACAUUGCGUAAGUCUUGAUUGUCAAUCAAGAUAGAUCCUCCAGUUGGAUCAUAGAAACGGCAGAGUAAUUUGAGGAUUGUCGACUUUCCGGCUCCUGUCUCACCAACAAAGGCAACCAUUUUGCCUGGUAUCGCCUCAAAGCUGAUACUGUUGAGAAUCUUCUUCCCUGAUGAACUGUAGGAAAACUCGACGUUGCAGAACUCAACCUUCCCAAAAUGCGCAAUGAGGUCAUCUGAACCAGGGAGAUUCGAAAUUGAUGGUUGAGUACGGAGUAACUGCAAGAGGCGUUCUGCAUCAAUGAAUAUCGAUGUAAUGUUAGCAUGAGACCAUGCUAUUAUCUCAAGUGGGUAGGUCAUCGUAGCCCAGAAGGUACCAAGGGUUACAAAGCUCCCAGCGGAAGCCUCUCCAGACGAGAUCUUUCGAAUGGCAAGAAGUGACGCGCUGAACAAACCCAGAAGCAUGAUCAGUGUU